Molecule: messenger RNA, 3873 nt
Organism: Filobasidium floriforme
Lineage: Eukaryota; Fungi; Basidiomycota; Tremellomycetes; Filobasidiales; Filobasidiaceae
Exons: 9
Coding region: 159-3623 (1154 amino acids)
Biological process (GO): activation of GTPase activity; nucleocytoplasmic transport
Cellular component (GO): cytosol; nucleus; perinuclear region of cytoplasm
Molecular function (GO): small GTPase binding; GTPase activator activity
Source: RefSeq, a predicted model, not a curated record
CGGGUCGACUGAAUACAAGGUAGAGAUACAGACAAGAUCCCAAGAUACUUUUAGAGCUACCAUUACAUGCCACAAGUAGAGCCACAAUUACCGACCGCAUAUACCAGCUGCAACCGGAUCUGACGAACACCCCGAUCGGCCACGCGAUCACCUCGACCAUGAGCGGUGCUGAGGGCGAUAUCUCGCAGGUUGACCAACCUGUCAUCGUGCAGGACAGCCCGGAAGUGAGAGCUCCCACCGAUUCUGCUCCAGAUGCACCUGCAAAGGACGAUAUUGUUGCCAAAUCGCAGCCGCCGCGUAACGAACAAUCGAAUGAAGACACGAUCACCCCGAUGCCUACACCCUCACCACACCGAACCCGUUCGAAACCAAAGAAGGGGAUCCUUAAACCACCACGCCCACCCGUCAAACCAGGAUUCAGUGGGAAACUUCGAGACGCGCUCGGAUCGAUUCAUCCCAAGUUUCUCGAUUACGCUGCACCGGGCGGGAACGUCAACGGACAGGUAGCGGCUGCUGCGCAUGGGAUAGCAGCUGGACCCGUGGGGAACAUAGCCAAUGGGGUCAUUGAAGGUGCUGGAGUCAUAGGAGGUGCGGUAGGAGGUGCAGCAGCGGCGGUCGUAGGGACGUGGGGCGGCAAGUUGGGGAGGUUCGUGGCUGGGGCAUCGGCUUCGUCGUCUGCCAAUCAGACGACGGGUAAUUCAGGAGGACCGUCAUUACAACUCCCUUGGAAGCUCCAGACCGCCGGAUCGUCUCCAUCCUCGUCCACGGCUCAAGAAAAGGCCAUCGAGCCUAACGGCGCUGCUCGUCUAGAGUCUGCCUUGGCAAAACCCCUAUCAGCGCUAUCAACCAUAACCCUCGGCUCUGCCCAAUCUCCUCUUCCCCUUAACCAGAAUAUCGACCCCGAUACUCACAAACCCCUUAAACGAGCCUCUUUCCUCCUUCCGCUCAUAUCCAUAACCUACCCCAUCUCUUCUACCAACCCGCCUUGGUCGGACAAGAUCCUCGCUGAUCGGGACGAGAUCGAAAGGACCAAGAAUGCUGAAGUCGCGAGUGUCAUGGAGAAAGAGUAUUGGACGAGAGGGAAAUUAGUACAGCUCUAUGAGACGGCAUGUAAGGGACGGGAAGAGCUGGUCAGGAAGGGUGUGGUCAACGGUUUGAACCAAGCGACAGAUGAUGGAUCGUCACCCCGCCAACUCCUCCUCACUUCCAACUUACCAGCCCCGCCCGCUUAUUGGUUCGUAGAUCCUCCGCUGAACAAACACUCCGCAGAAGCUCUGUCCGAUAUCUUGGCCCUGGAAUGGGGAUUGUCGAGAUUAGCGCUCGAUGGGGGGAUUAUCGAUCAUGACGAUGCCUUGAAACCGAUACUACAUGCGUUGUUGAUAUCUGGUACAUUACCACAUCUGAGUAUUGCUGGGAACCGCAAGAUCAAGGCGCCAGGUUGGAGGAUGGUAGCCGCUUACGUUCGGAAGGCAAAAUCGCUACGGUUCCUGGACUUGUCGGAUAACCUGAUCGAUAAACGAUCGGCCGACUACCUUGCCCAGGCUUUCCUGGACUUUGCUUCAUCUCCUUACACAGCCGCAGAUUCAACGAAGCCUACCGAGGAGGAGGAAGUGCGAGAGGCCGAUCAGCUUGGAAGAAGAGGUUUCAAUCUCGGUCGAGCGUCGUCGUUGAGCGAGACUCGGGAGAGAUCGGUUGGAUUGCAGACGUUACGUCUGGAUGGAUGUAGUCUCCGGCCGACUAGCCUCGAUGCUAUUAGCUAUUCGCUGAGACGAUCGAACUUGAAGAACUUGUCUAUGCGGAGAAACCGGAUCAAUGCGACGGGUGCGGUAGCGAUCGCGUUGAUCAUUCGGGAUUAUCCAGAUAAUCGGCCAACCACCUCGGCCAUCAACAGUGGAGGUGUUUCAAAUGGCGACGCUCUGUUCUCUCGGCUGAACGGGGACUCUAUGCGAGCUGGGACGCCAGACAUAACGGAAACGCCCCGUGAUUUCCCUGUCCCGCCAAUACAUCCUUCGGUGGCGGCGGGUACGGAGCCGGAGAAGCUUGGACCGUUGGUUACUCUGGACAUCAAGGGCAAUGAGAUUAGGGGAGGAGUAUCAUACAUAGCACAAGUGCUUAAGCGAAACAAAACGCUCAAAGUUUUGAAUUUGAGUGAUAACAAGAUCGAUGCAGCAGGUCUGCAGGUGUUAGCACAGGCUUUGAAACUUAAUAAUACGCUGGAAACGCUGGAUCUCAGCCAAAACCCUUGUUGUGGGCCGGUUUUGGACGGAGUGAUCGCUCUGAAGUCCGCUCUCGCAAACAAUACCAGCCUCAAAAGGCUGUACCUGGGCUCAACCGGGAUGACUACCGAUGGCGCCGUGGUCAUGGCAGAGGGAUUGCACGAGGCGCGACAUGUCUUGCAUAUCGAUUUGACUGGCAAUGUGGCAAUCGGCAGCGAUGGCGCCUCGGCACUUAGCGUCGGGAUUCGAGCCAACGCUACCAUCCGAUGUCUCGACCUGACGAUGGACCAUGCAGAUCCCGCACAGGCGGAGCUGGCUCAGUCCUUGAUGCAGUGCUGUAUCCGCAACACUGAGGCCGCCAUCGAGGCACGGGAGGGCAAGAUAUCGCAGGGAGUCAGGGAUGCGAUGUGGGCGUCGAUUCGAGAGUCGGCGUUGGUUCGACAAGCAAAGGAGCAUGAGGAGCAACGUAACUUCGAGGCCGUGCGCAAGACAGUCGAUACACCGGCGGGUUUGGCGAGGAGCGAGGUCUACACGCUGAAUCCUGGAGCUGUACUCAAAGCAAUAGACGAGGUCGCCCAGUACCUGCAAGGUUUCAACGCGAAGCACAAGGAGACUCCGGUUGACGCAACCGAAAAGCAGCGGGCCGUGGGUGCAGUUGAGCAGGCAAAAGCUCUGUUGGAGCGAGUAGGCGAUCUUAUCCAGGAGACGGACGAUUCCACCCGGCUGGAACGUUUGCUGGCUGCCAAUGACGUGGUCACCCCCCUUGUCAUCGAAUCCGAGGUCAUUUUGGCCGGCACACAGAAGCGCAAGGUCAUUCAGCUGCAAAGCAAACCCGCAACGUCGUCAGUGAGCACUCCAUCACCCGCUCGGACUGCCGCCAUGCCGCCUCGUCGACACAUGCGGAUGCCUUCGCACGAACUAUCGAGUCCCAACUUUUCCCUCACCAACUCGGACGAUGACGAUUCGGAUGCAGAGGAGCUCGCCGAGCCGAAUGUCGUACAGCAGACCAAGUCGGCUCCCAACGCCGCCGUCGUUGGAUCUUUGCCCUUCGUCAAGAAGAAGCCGAUUCCGCUGAAUGGGUUGCAAUUGGGUUCGCUCAACGCCACCACGCGGCAGGGUGAUCAAGCGGGCUUCGGCGAACAAGCAGCAGAUACCGACCAGGCAGCGGAUCCCCUGCCUUCGCCGCUCGAGCGUGUCAACAAGGAUUGGCUUGAAGAGGAGGGAGAAAUCUUCCGCAAAGGGUUCAAACUCGGUGUGGCGGAUGAGAUUGAGGAGAGAGAAGAUAAAGCAGAAUCCGGCAACGUCUUGAAACAGAAGAUCCUUGAAACCAAUGUCGCUAGGACACCACACCGACCCAUUCAGCAACAGCUAGAUGAGGACGACAGCACGACUGAUGACGAUGACUGAGCGCGGUUCCUGUACUGUAUUUUCACGAAAGCAUCACGCACAGUAAUGAGACCGAACACAGAUUCCAAUCUCCAUGUUGUUCAAGCGCCUCUGGGGGUAGUAUCGCUCUGCGCUCAACGCGCUCAUCGAUCCUAACACUACUGGUCCAUUGCCAUCGAUUAUCGAUUCUCGGGAACAUGAUACUGGCUAUGAAAUGUAGAUUACGAAUUGUUACAACAUGGAAGUUCACGAGAUUGAUGUUACAUUGAGC